AAACAGUCUGGAAAGAAGCGCUGCAUAUAUCUGGGCAAGAUCCAAGAAUAUCUUUCUACUAUUUAUAUCACUACAGAGAUAACUUUGCAAGAUUUAGAAAAUUAUAACAAACAUUAAACGUGCACUGUUGGCGUUGUCUAAAAAUAAUUCAAUCAUUUUAAUUAUACCUUUUAUAAUUUAUACUGCCACGUAUUGGAAUUCUAUUUGUACGUUGAUUUGUAAACACAGUGAGGUCAAACAUUCUCAAGCAGAAUAUGGCAAGUGAGCUUUCAAAAAUUGUGCUUAAGAAAGACGAUUUGACAGAAGUGCAUGUGUACUUGCAUGGUAAGGACUCGCGUUGUGGAAAUAACUAAUGUAAAAAAUAUGGUUUUGUAAAUGAGAGUUCCAAGCAAAAGAUUAUUUUCAAUUUAAAGACCUAAGCAAGAUCAUCUACGAAAAAGUUCUAUCCAGCGAAAUGCCCAAAAAUGUCGAUAUAAAAAAAUAUGGUUCCUCUAUACAAGACUACUGAUCACAAUAAAUAUUAAUUAAAUGAUAAAAAAGCAACUGUACCAAGGGGGUAAAUCCUGGAGGAAAUGGGGGACACAUAGCCCCCAUUUUGAACAUAUUUCAUAAUAUAUGUAGAAUGGAUUGUUGUCCUUCAACUGUACCACUAGGUGCUGUACCAUUUGGUUAACCCAUUGAGUUGCAUUGCACCCUAAGGCACCCUAUUUUAUUAGUAACUUUGUCUAACACCAGAAAAUUUUACUUGUCAGGGAGGGAGUGCUGGUACACAUUGAAUAAAUGUAGAUAAAAGUCAUAAGCCCAUACUUAGACAAGUGUUGAUUAUUGUACAUAGAGUACUCAUGAUUAGUACAAUCAACACUAGCUUAACAGUACUUUUGUAUGUCAUGAUGCUCAUGUCAUUGACACUCUGUCUGGUGAUCCAAUAAUAUUGAUGGUUAAUUGAUACCAAUCUUACAUAGGAGGAACUGUAACAUCAUGGAAAUGUAAAGGCAAAGAAAUAUUAUUUGUCAGGUAGAUAACAAUACAUCUAACACAAUGUCAUUGUGUAUUAAUGUUUUACUAUGUCUACUUGUACAAUGUGUUUAUUUGUGUAAAGUAAUUACUCUACAAUGUACAUGCAUAAUACACCACAGAAUAUGAUAUUUUUCAGUAAGCAAGCAGUGUUCGAUGGUAAAAAAGCAAUAAGAGGUGGAAUACCAGUUGUUUUCCGUAAGUAAAUAAUAAUUUGCAACUAGUUGGUAUAAAUAUGAAUUGGCUAUGUACAUAUACCUAAUAUGACAGUAACAUUAUGGCAAUGUAUAUGAUUAAUUACCAGCAAAUUUUGGUCCGUGGAAAUUGGGACCACAACAUGGCUUUGCAAGGACUGCAACUUGGAAAGUUCACAAACAGCCCGAGAAGGUAAAGUGAUUAAAAUGUCAAUAGAUGCAUAAAUUUAAAGUAUCACAAUAAUAAUAUAAUUAAUCAAUGGCAUUCAAGAGUGCUUUUAAAUCUGGCAUUCAGUGCACUCAAAUCUCUUACUGCCCUGCAUCAGCUGUAUGCUUUUUCAAUUGAUUUUUCUAAUCAACUUUUGGAAAUCCCAAAUCCGCCACAUCGCUCACAAAUAAACAUUAUCCAGCAUGCCUCAUUACCUAGCUCAUUUACGAGUGCGCAUUAUAUAUUAUUUUGAAGCUGGUCACACGUCAAAACACCAUGCAUAUUUCAUUGAAUUUCAAAUCGGGAUUCCCCCCACCUUAUUCAAGUAUCAAUACCAACAGUCAAAAACAUGAUUCGACAUUGACUAGCAAACCAAACCAAAGCAGUACCAACAGUCAAAAACAUGGUUCUUUGACUAACAAACCAAAGUAUGUGAUUUUGGGGUCAAUUUUGUGAAGGCAUACAUUAUUCAUGUUUUGAUAUGUAAUUUGCAUAGGCCAGAAAGAGCAAAACUUCAAAUAAAAUUUUUAAGGGUGAACCAUGCCACAGUAUAUGGAGACAACCAGUAAGGGCCACUCAGGGGAGACAAAAGUGGGAAUUUUUUAAGCUAGGUCCCAGAUCUCUUGUGCGGUCAAAACCAUUUACUUUGUAAUACAAUUUUAUAGAGAACUGCUGCCAUUUUCCGGCUGCCAACCAGUGUAGAAAAUUUGUAUUGUGCGGCAGAUAUCUCCGGCACACAAUUUUGAUGCUUUCUAUUAAUUACUAUUAAAUUUUUGAAAUUUUUGCAAUUUCCAAACUUUCCAGUCAGGGCUGCCAAUAUGUUAAUUAGGUUGGCAGCCAGUAAACAACUUUUUGACCAGUCUGGAAAGUCUGCAAUGCGCAGCCGAGAUCUCGGGUGCGCAGUUUUCGAUGUGCAGUUUCAUAUCUCGGAUGCACAACUUCCAAACUUUCCAUUCUGGCUUUUUGAUGCUGAGUGGCCCUAUACUGUUGCUUCCCUAUACUGUGACCAUGCCUAGGCAUAAAUGUUAUUAACUAACUACAACUAUAAUAAAACACUGACCUCAUACUUGAACAUCCAGGUUCUUAUACAAUUCUCCACUGCACCAUUUAAAUGCUUCUUUAUUCUUGUAUUAAAUGUGUUAAUGUGCUACUUUAUCAAUCCCUGUAUAUUGAAAUUUUAAAAUGAAUACCUUGUAAUUUGAACUAAACUUACUACAGCAGUAAAAAUCAGAACCGUGCAAGCACAAUGAUACGUUUGUAAUUGCAACACGUGUAUAAAUAUAUACCUACAUUUAUAACUGCGCAAAUUGCCAAAUUCCAUCCCCAUUUCAACGUUUAUAAAUCGAGCAUUUUAAAAGAAAUAAAUACAACCAAGUGUUGUUUCGACAAUUCAGCAACGUUUCUUGUCCGUUUCGCGUCCAAAACAACGAUUUAUAGUUUCACACGGACAUUUCAACUUGAAGCCAUUUUGAAUAUUUGAAAUAUUUUCCCGCCACUACAUUUAACCGAGAGAGGAUUGGCACUAUCGCUAGUUUUUUCCCGCUCGCCGAUUUUCGUUAAUUUUGGCUUACCACUGAUCUUACACAUAGCCUGGAUAGCGUUGCGGUAUACUCUGUUGUUUGUGGUGUUACUCUGAGUGUGCAUCCACACCGGGCAAGCUGAAAGGUUUGCCUGACCACGGUGGGAAUCAAACGCACGACCUUUGGGAUAUUAGUCCAGCUUUCCAUGUUUAGUAGUAGCAAUGAGUAGAUCUUUAGCUUCUAGCUUGUCAAGUGCAGUACUCAACUAUGACAUAUAUUGCCCUACAUCAAACAUAUAAAGAAUGAACGUGUCGCUAUGGCCCAUCUAUAGUUAUGUUUCUAUAUAAAGUCUUUUACGAAACGUUUGUUUCAUUUUUUCCACUUCAAGGACAAGGACGGAAACAUUGUUGCAGUUCUUCUUUUGGAGGACACGGAAGAGACAAGAAAAAUUUGGAAUCAUAAGUAUGUUUGAGAAUUGUAUCCACAACAAAGCAAAAAUUUUCACAAAAAAAUUUGAAAUAUUUUAUUCCGCUCUGCGUUUUAGUUUCAAAUUCUGGUACACGUUAACGCUGAAAAACUGUGAAUUUUCCAUGGAAGUAAAUAUUCAAAAUACAGGUUGGUUUAAUGGACAGCUGUGCUUCGACGUAUGUUACAUAAUGAUCUCUCAAACGUAGUAGCUGGGGCAGACAACAUAUUUUGUGCUAUAUUCUUCAGUUUAUAUGUUAUCACAGGUGCAGAAGAUUUCGAGUUUACAUCUCUUCUUCACACAUACUACAACGUUGAUAUUGAGAAAGCAAAACUGCAAGGGCUUCAAGGCUGCGAUUUUCUGGACAAGGUAAAGUUAGUAAAAUAAAAAGAAAGGUAUUUUUUCUUAAAACCUGGUAGAAAAAUAAACAAGACAAGAAUAUUUCUCACUUUAGGUAAAUGGCGGGGAACAUAAAGAAGAGAACGAAUUUCUUCAAAUUUCCGCAAAUGUCGACAGGUAUAUGAGCUUUUGGAACUUGGACAAUAAAUCAUUUUGAACUUUGAAGUUUCUAUGAAGUGCUAAUUGUUGUGAUUCAUUACUUAUAGUGUUUACAAACAAACACCCAACGAACUCAAGUUGCUCACUGGAAAUCAUAACAUCAGAAUUACCAAGGAGAAUUUUCCUGAUACAGGUGGAAGAAUUAUUUAUGCUUCUUCAUUCCAGUGUUUUCGUAACAGUUUUCUCGUAACGUCCGCCAUAUCGUCUCUCAGAUUUAACAAAUAACAAUUCAUUUAUAUAAAUGUUUCAUUUUCCAGUUGUUUGGAAUCCUUGGUUUGAGAAAGCGAAACAAAUGUCUGAUUUUGGAGACAAUGAGGUGAAGAAAUGUUUUUUUUAUAUGCCAAACUCCAGAAUACAAUAACGUAAACUACACACGUAAAAAUCUCACAACUUGUCAAAAAAAUGUGUUUGAAGACUUGUAGAAAGCUUGUGUAACAAUGCUGUUAUUUCAUUAAGUUGCCACAAGGUUGUCACUUGGUUGUGGCUUGGAACAGCAUUGCUACAAGUCUGCUGCAGGGUUUGUUACAACUUGUACCGUUUUUACGUUUGUACUUGGAAAAAAGUUAAGAAAACUUCCACGCCUGAAAUGAAGACCGCCAUCAGGAGAAUAGUAUCCGAACUGCUUCUUUUGUACGAAACUGCUCUUCACCCGAAAUAUCGAAGAGUUUUCGAUCUUUUCACAGUCCAGUUAGUUUCACGAUAUUUUAUUAUCUUCGAUAUCUUCUUCUUUAUUUAGUAUCAAGACAUGAUCUGUGUUGAGCCUGGCUUUGUAGCUGCUCCAUGUAAACUUCAACCAAAUGAAACAUUCACAGCCAAACAAAUAUUGACCUGUCUGUGCUAGAAAACACUUCCUAUAUAUAACACAUUAUUCAAGAAUCCUGAUCAUAAAUUGGAGGAAUACAAAACCAUGACCAAAACGCA
Molecule: messenger RNA, 4881 nt
Organism: Paramuricea clavata
Lineage: Eukaryota; Metazoa; Cnidaria; Anthozoa; Malacalcyonacea; Plexauridae
Source: the annotation of a GenBank genome assembly